UGCUUAUAGGUUACCUAUAGGGGUUGGAGAAAUCCUUUUAACCUGGCUCUGGGCCUACAGCAGCUUCCUUUGUCCUCAGCCAGAACUGUUCGUAACUAGGAGGAAGGGGCUCUGGUCUGCAGCUGGCCCUAGAUAUGCCGGAGGGCUGUUUGACUGCUUCUGCCCCCCGCCUCCUCCUGUCUUUGCUGGUAGCAGCCAGGAGGAAGGAAGAUGGAUUUAGACACAGCGGAAGAGAAUCCUGGCUUCUGCUGCUUCAGGGCGGCUGGGCGCAGGGGCCACCGAGCCAGCCUCGAUCAUACUGGCACGGGUUCUUUCACCAAAGGAUCGCGAGUUGCGAUUAAGCAAGAGUGUCCUCUUUUUGCAAAUGGAAAGGAAGAAUGAGGGCAAGACUAAACAAGGAACAAGGUUGGCCAAACCCCCCAAAACUUGCCACACAACAGGAAUUGCACAAGGAAGUGUUAAUACCAACAAUGACUAAAGUACAUGGAAAACACUGGGAAACAUGGAAAAGGCACCGGUUCAAGAAACAGCCACCUGCCGCCAAAUUGUACAAGUUCAAAAGAGCAGCAAGGUUCAAAGGAGCAGCAGCAAACUGCCGGCGUGCUGGAGUGCGUUUUCGCUAAUCUUCUUCAGUUCAUGUGUGUCCUCUUCAGCGCAUAGGUCUGAGCAUGUCGCAGAAAUUCUUAAAAGAAGAAUUUGUAAGUAACCUGAAUGGGACGACCUUGCUUGAGAUCUCCAUUGGUUUAACUCUAGCGCCGUUAUGUCUGCUAUCGAGAGGACUGCUGUUGAUCUUGUAUUUUCUUCACCGGGGAAGAACUCUGAGUUCAAAGAGCAUCCAUUUCUCCCUGGACUUUGCUGUUCUCGUUGUCCCUCCCAUAUUCUGCUGUACGGUUCUGGCUCCCGUCCUCCCCUGGGCUAUACUUUUGAUUAUGACAUUUUGUGCCGGCUUGGUUUAUAAAAUAUAUUGCAGAAGAACCGCUUACCUCAAAGUGCCCUUCCGGCAAACCCUACGUGACUUUCUGAACACGAGUUUAGAACCGGAGUACGUUCCUUCCAUAACCGUCUUCCGAGUGUACGUCAACGUGUUAACGUCCAUCAGCAUUCUGGCUGUGGAUUUCCCACAGUAUCCACGCCGGUAUGCCAAGACGGAGACCUACGGAACAGGAGUUAUGGAUUUUGGAGUCGGAUCUUUUGUUUUCGGGAAUGCCGUGGUUUGUCCUGAAGUGCGGAGGAAGCCAGGCGCGGUGCGGAGCAAGUUCUUCUACCUCAUGAGGCAAUUCUUUGCUGUGUGGCCGCUUCUUCUCCUUGGCUUUGGACGACUGAUGAGCGUUAAGGUGUUCAAGUACCAUGAACACGUGUCAGAGUACGGCGUACACUGGAACUUUUUCUUCACGCUGGCCAUUGUGCGAAUGGCGGCAUCUUUGCUCUUGACCUUAUUUCCCGUGCGCAAAGCGUGGAUCGUAGCUGCAGCCCUUGCCGUAGUUUAUGAAUGUUUUCUCACCUUCACACCCCUGAAGAUGUACAUCCUGAAGAAGAGGGACGACCGAGACUUAAGGGAUGGAUUUUUAAAUGCCAACAGAGAGGGUGUCUUCUCUGUCAUUGGCUACCUUGCGAUCUACAUGGCGAGCGUCCAAGUGGGCUUGUACCUGUUAAAGAAAAGAGGCUCGGUCCGGGAGUGGUUUGGAGUGAUACGAUCCUUCUUGUGGACAAUUCUUAUUCUCUUUUUGUUCCUCCAUGCGGCGCAGACAUAUGUAGAAGCCGUAUCCCGGCGAAUGGCAAAUCUCUCGUUUUGUAUCUGGGUCGUCACUUACGGCCUUUUGCUCUUUAGCUUAUUUUUAGCGGCUGAUCUUGUUUUGGUGUUUGCAAAGCUUCUGGUAGCGGGAGCCACUGUUCCUUGCAGUUGGAAUUUUACCCAGCCAUCUGUAAUGAAUAAAAAACAUGAUCUGGAACCCCAGGACAGGCAAAGGCUAUCCCAAAAUGUAUGCAUGGUCAGUGCUGUUAACAAAAACCAACUGCUUUAUUUCUUGCUGGCAAAUGUCUUGACGGGCCUUGCGAACAUGAUGGUCGAUACGAUUAAUAGUAACACUGUUUUUGCCAUGUUUGUUCUGCAUUUGUACAUGCUUGCGAAUUGUCUGGUUAUGUAUAUAUUGCAAACAAAAAAUGUCGUCCUAAAGUGGUGGUAAUUUAUAGAUUUAUAAAGGGCGGGCUAUGGAGAGCACAAGGCAGGAAUGCUCACGAAAGAAUUGGGACUUUCUUAUUCAAGGGUUUGUUUGUUUUUAAAGAUCCCAUUUCUGAAACUUGGGCACCAGGGCCAUUAAAAUCCAGGUGUAUUCAUGUCAGUUUGCAUGGAACAUUUGUAGAUGGAUUGGAACCAAAGGUCUGGUUUAUACGCACGUUCAGACCUAAAGCCAAUUUGUCUGUUUGUCACACUGGGUUUGUCACACUGGGUUUUUCUGUGAAUCCUGUCCUCAUGUCUUAAAAGUUACCUGCAGACUAAAUCCCCAGCUUUAGAGUUUAGAGAUUUUUGGAGAAAUUCUUGGAGAUUUGUGGGGAGUGGAACCUGAGGAAGACAGGAUUUAGGGAAUGGGGUGGCCUACCUAUGGUGCUCCAGAUGUUCAUGGACUACAGCACCCAUCAGCCCCUGGCACAGGCUGAUGGGAAUUGUAGCCCAUGAACAUUUGGAGCACCAUAGAUUGGCCACCCCUGGAGGGUGUAUAUGGAAUUGAACGUUAAAAACACAUGGGUCGCUGUAUUUUUGGAUUAUUAUUAUUUUUUAAUUGUGAACGAUGCUGAGCAGUUUGGGGAAGGCAGGAUAACAAUAAAGCAAUUCUAGGUUUGUUUUUAACAAGUAUUCUGUUCACAGAUGCUGGUCUGGCCCAGUUCUAUCCUUGUUUACUUAGGAGUAAUCCCACAUUUCAGUCUGUUCCCCUCAUACUUUUUCUACUGUCUGCAGUAGUGAGAAGGAUUUUUUAAAAUUUUUUACAUUAUUGAAGGUGGAGGGCUCUAUGUAGGUCUGCCAGCUGUACCACCUCUGGCUUGAUUCUAGUACAUAAAGUCUAUCAUGUAUUCUUUUUGUGAAUUUUUGUAGCCUGUGUAAGAAUGGCCACUUUACUGAUUUUCUUGAAUUGAUUGGACCAAAAUGCAAUUAAUAUUUUAUGUUGUGGGUCACCAGCACGAUACAAGAACACCAUAAGAACAUAAGAACAUAAGAACAAGCCAGCUGGAUCAGACCAGAGUCCAUCUAGUCCAGCUCUCUGCUACUCGCAGUGGCCCACCAGGUGCCUUUGGGAGCUCACA
Molecule: messenger RNA, 3297 nt
Organism: Sphaerodactylus townsendi
Lineage: Eukaryota; Metazoa; Chordata; Lepidosauria; Squamata; Sphaerodactylidae
Gene: PIGW
Product: phosphatidylinositol glycan anchor biosynthesis class W
Exons: 2
Coding region: 669-2183 (504 amino acids)
Biological process (GO): protein localization to plasma membrane; GPI anchor biosynthetic process
Cellular component (GO): membrane; endoplasmic reticulum
Molecular function (GO): glucosaminyl-phosphatidylinositol O-acyltransferase activity
Source: RefSeq, a predicted model, not a curated record